Messenger RNA from Cornus florida, 1435 nucleotides. Its product is annotated as probable pectinesterase 53. Lineage: Eukaryota; Viridiplantae; Streptophyta; Magnoliopsida; Cornales; Cornaceae. The record is from RefSeq and is a predicted model, not a curated record. The coding region runs from base 201 to 1340 and encodes 379 amino acids. The transcript has 5 exons. Gene Ontology annotation, biological process: cell wall modification. Gene Ontology annotation, molecular function: pectinesterase activity.
UGGAAGCACCCGUGACCUCUCUGUCUCAGUCCAUGUCAUGAUUCUCUAAACAAAAUCACUUUUUACCUAAAAGAUGCAACUAACUACUAAUAUAUAUAGAUCAGUGCAUAAGCCACUCUCUAUUGCACUUCCAAAGUACUCCAAACCAACAUAAAUUCUUCUAAAACUUUCUCUCUCCUCUCGUUGUAAUUCUCCAAUAAAUGUCCAGUUUUAGACACAAUUUCUAUAUUAUCUUUCUUGUUGUUCUUCUAAAUGCAAGCCACACACUAUGCCACACCAAGGGUCUCAGACCCAAGACCCCUUCAGGGAAGCAACUAACAGCAAAUAUGACACAAACCCAAUUCUCAGAACAACAAUUCAUGAAGUGGGUCAGGUUUGUUGGUACACUCAAACACUCUCUCUUCUCCACUGCAAAGAACAAGCUCUUCCCUUCUUAUACUCUCACCGUUGAUAAGAAUCCGGCUGCCGGAGAUUUCACAUCCAUUCAAGAUGCUAUUGAUUCUCUUCCUUUCAUUAAUCUUGUGAGAGUAGUGAUCAAGGUUCAUGCAGGAGUUUACAAGGAGAAAGUGAACAUCCCUUCAUUAAAAUCAUUCAUAACUAUAGAAGGAGCAGGUGCAAAGAAAACAAUUGUUCAAUGGGGAGACACAGCUCAGACAAUUGGGGCAAAAGGGCAGCCCAUUGGGACCUAUGCUUCCGCAACUUUUGCUGUGAAUGCCCCAUAUUUCAUUGCCAAGAACAUCACAUUUAAGAACACCACACCAGUUCCAGCACCAGGAGCUAUUGGAAAGCAAGCAGUGGCAUUUAGAAUAUCAGCAGAUACAGCAUCUUUUUUGGGUUGUAGAUUCUUGGGUGCACAGGACACACUCUAUGAUCAUAUGGGUAGGCAUUAUUACAAGGAUUGCUAUAUUCAAGGCUCUGUUGAUUUCAUCUUUGGCAAUGGCCUCUCUCUAUUUGAGGGGUGUCAUGUGCAUGCAAUUGCAAGGUUAACGGGGGCCCUUACAGCACAAGGCAGGAGCAGCCUGUUGGAAGACACUGGCUUCUCAUUUGUCAACUGUAAGGUCACGGGUUCAGGAGCUUUGUACCUUGGGAGGGCAUGGGGUCCCUUCUCUAGGGUAGUCUUCGCCUAUACGUAUAUGGACAACAUUAUCAUUCCUAAAGGCUGGUAUAAUUGGGGUGACCCUAGCCGAGAAAUGACUGUGUUCUAUGGGCAAUACAAGUGCACAGGUGCUGGUGCUGGCUUUGCAGGAAGAGUGUCAUGGUCAAGAGAACUCACGGAUGAGGAAGCCAAGCCUUUUAUUUCACUUAGCUUCAUCGAUGGCUCUGAAUGGAUCAAAUUGUAACUUUUCCCUCCAUUAAUCUUUGUAAAAGCCCCUCCUAAUGAUAAUCUUGGUGAAAUUUAUAUAUAAUAUAUAUAUAAUAUAUCAUUUUUAUUUUA